AUGGUAUACGGGUCUGUAUUCUUUGCCCCCAUAAGUGUACUAUGGCAUGGGAAAACGCUUCCCAAGUUGAAAAACCCUUUUAUUAGCAUGGUGAAAAGAAAAUUGAUGGAGACAAAGAAUAGAAAGAGGUUGCACUUUUACGACACAGUGUUCCGUUUGGGCGUUGACCAGCUAAUUUUUCCUGGGUUGGUGUGGAUCCCUCUUUACAACACGGUCAUGGUGAUGCUAGCACAACACCAGGAUCCAUUUGCCGUAAUCCAUAAUAAGUUGGAAAAUAAUUGGUGGACAGUUCUCAAAGCAAACUGGACAGUGUGGCCUGGGUUCCAACUAGUCAAUUUAUAUUUUAUCCCGGUGCAUUUACGAAUCGUUUGUGCAAAUAUAUGGUCUACUGGGUGGAACACAUUCUUGAGCUUUGUUCACAACACAAAGGGCCACGGAAAGGGAAGCGGAAAGAGAUUGGAAGAGUUGGUGGAUAUUGAAGAUGACGACCAGGAAGUUGUGAUGGUACCGCUUUUGACAAAUAUGAUCAGCACAGGCUUUCUAUUAGGGGCUGGAGAUUGUUCAGCACAGAUCUUAUUUCCUGCUAAUCCUGGGCAGCCAUACGAUUAUGUGAGAACGUUGCGAGCAGUUAUAUAUGGAGGAAUCAUAUUUGCCCCAUUGGGAGAUAAAUGGUACAAGAUCCUAAAUACCAAAAUCAUAUGGCGUGGAAAGAAUGAGAGAACCAUGUCGACAAUUCUUCGGGUUGCUGUGGACCAAUUGGUAUUUGCCCCCUUCAUUGGUAUUCCAUUGUACUAUGCAGCCAUGACAGUAUUGGAGAAUCGGAAACCUUACUUGGAGCACAUAGUGGACAAAUUUGAAACAAGCUGGUGGGUAACUUUGAAAAGCAACUGGUUAGUUUGGCCAAUAUUUCAAUGGUUCAACUUCUACUUGCUACCGGUGCAUUACAGGUUAUUAGCGGUUAACCUAAUCAGUAUUGGCUGGAAUACAUAUCUCAGUUAUAUAAUGCAUAAUAAAGGUUGA
Molecule: messenger RNA, 1020 nt
Organism: Lodderomyces margitis
Lineage: Eukaryota; Fungi; Ascomycota; Pichiomycetes; Serinales; Debaryomycetaceae
Product: ethanol metabolism protein
Exons: 2
Coding region: 1-1020 (339 amino acids)
Cellular component (GO): membrane; cytoplasm; mitochondrion
Source: RefSeq, a predicted model, not a curated record